Messenger RNA from Tilletiaria anomala UBC 951, 777 nucleotides. RefSeq lists its product as uncharacterized. NCBI's taxonomy places the organism in Eukaryota, Fungi, Basidiomycota, Exobasidiomycetes, Georgefischeriales, Tilletiariaceae. The record is from RefSeq and is a predicted model, not a curated record. The transcript has 3 exons. Bases 96 to 536 code for a protein of 146 amino acids.
CGCUCUCGACGGGCAACAACACGCAGCUGUUGAUCAUUGGACUUGAUCUUGCGCACUCGUUACAGGCUGCAAGGCUCGCAGCUGACAAGCUCAGCAUGUACUACACGCUUACCUUGCUUUCACUCACAGCAAUCAUCAUCUUCUUGGCGAUUCGGCACCGUGCAACCCUCGUGAGCCGCCUGCCGCCUUCAAUCCAAUCGCAUCUGCCUCCAUUACUGCAACCGUCCCCAUCUCACGGCGGCGCGGCCUACCGGCGUCUGCCCGUGUUCGACUGGGGAACCGCGCGCGACGCGGGUCUUCACUCGACCUUGUUCGACAUCGAGGCGAACAUCAAUGAUGGAGACACCAGAAGCGGGUUGGAUCAACGUGGUGCAGAAGAAGUGACCGCUAUCAUGCAUGCUCAGGGUGUGUCUUUCGAUGAGGCGCGGUUGAUACGCCAUCAGAAUAUCUUGCGGCAAAACAACAUCGAUCCACAUACUGGUAUGCCGCUUGAUAGCAAAGCUGUUCUCUCUCUCGGAGCCUCAUCUCGGCGUUGAGACACGGGCCGGCUUCAAGGAAAGUACAAGGGUUGUUGUGGUUCUCAUGGACUCUGGGGCUGUAUCAUUAGAAGGCAUUUGCUUGCUUUAAAUUACACUUCCGUUUGCGUGGAUGUAGCUCAUACUGGGCGCAGUAGAAGAGAGUUCUUUAUGUCGACGCCUCUUGAUCAGCCGAGCCUGAAACCUAAGAUGAGACCUGCCGUGAAAGUAGCGCGUUGCUGGAAAUCAGCUGUAAACGACA